This is a messenger RNA of Mytilinidion resinicola, 1782 nucleotides long. RefSeq names its product FAD-binding domain-containing protein. Lineage: Eukaryota; Fungi; Ascomycota; Dothideomycetes; Mytilinidiales; Mytilinidiaceae. Gene Ontology annotation, molecular function: FAD binding. The transcript is spliced from 2 exons. The coding region runs from base 172 to 1608 and encodes 478 amino acids. The record is from RefSeq and is a predicted model, not a curated record.
UGUAGGAUUGAGCUGGCUUAUCAUGGCCCACAACUUUAAAAGAAGGAAGCCUAUGCAUACGCAGUACCCCUCUUCAACUGUCACGUAACUCCAAAAUCCUUUAAUUUUCAACCGUCUUCCACCUUCACACUACUCGAAGAUGCUUUGAUAAAUCAACCCUCUUCCACCACCAUGGCACCUCAACUCCCCACCCAACACGCCGCCCUCACCGCCGCCGGCCUCUCCUCCCUCCUGCUCUCCCCUACAUCCCCCGCAUACGCCGCACGCGAAUCCUCCUACUGGGCCGCCAACGCCCGCCUCCACCCCUCCUACAUCAUCCAGCCUCGCACCACCGCCGACGUCUCCCGCACCAUCAAAGCCCUCGCGCGCGCCGACGGCAACUUCGCCAUCCGCAGCGGCGGCCACUCGCAAUGGGCCGGCGGCAGCAACAUCCACGACGGCGUCGUCAUUGACCUGGGCCUCAUGACACGCGUGACCUACGACCCCGAAACAACGCUCGCGUCUAUCGAGUCUGGUCUGCGCUGGGGCGCGGUCUACAACGCGCUGGACAAGCACGGGGUUUGCGUUGCGGGCGGGCGCGUUGCGGAUGUAGGGGUGGGCGGGUUCUUGACCGGCGGCGGGAACUCGCACUAUACAGGCCGGAUGGGGAUGGGCUGUGAUAGCGUGGUUAAUUUUGAGGUGGUGCUGGCGAGUGGGGAUGUGGUUAAUGCGAAUAAGAGCGAGAAUCCGGAUUUGUGGAGAGCGCUGAAAGGGGGAUCGGGGAACUUUGGGAUUGUAACGCGGUUUGAUAUGCGGACCAUCCCGGCGACGAGGGUGUGGGGUGGGGUUAUUGUGGCGCCGAGGAGUAGUGGGAUGGAAAUUGUGGAGGCGUUGGUCAGGUUUACUGAUGAGAGCGAGAAGCGGCCUGAGGAUGCGAUGAUUGUGGGUUUUACGUUUAUGGCGGCGAUGGCUAGUGAAGUCGUAGCGUUGAGCGUGCUUGUGGAUACGAAUGGGGUUCCGGAUGCCGCUGCGUUUGAGGAGAUUCAGAAGGUUCCAGCCGUAGUUAAGGACCUUAAGAUAAGAAGCGUAGAAGAGAGUGCGAACCUAUAUUCGCUUCUAGUUGAUAAGCGAGUUGUUACCAUCACCCUUACAUUCCGAAACGACGCCGCAAUCAUCAAAAAAGUUGUCGAACUGCACGACGAAUUAGUCGAAGACUUUAAAAGCCUGAUGCCCGCAGAGGCUUUCGCGACCCAAUGCCUCCUCCAACCGCUCCCAACCUACUUCGCCCAACGCUCCGUCGAGCAAGGGGGCAACGUCCUGGGCCUAGAUUCCGUCCUGAGCAACUCGAUCUUAUGGCUUGGCCAAGUUAGCGUCGACACGGAUGACCAGCACACAAUCGCCGAGCCAAAGAUAGUGGCGUGGAAAGAUGCAAUCGAGAAGUUCGCUAUUGAACGUGCCGGGAAUGUACCAUGGCGCUAUCUCAACUAUUCUGAUGCGUCGCAGAAACCGCUCACCAGCUAUGGAGCGGAUAAUGUAAAGUUUAUGGGGGAGGUGGCCGCGAAGUAUGAUCCUGAGGGCGUAUUUCAGAGGAAAGUACCUGGCGGGUUCAAACUGUCGAGGGGCCAAUGAAGAAAGUGGAUCGUGGUGGAUCGGUUUGCUUAGACUCGGGGUGUUUGAUGUGAAUAAUUGAGCUUUGCAUAAACUUUGGGAGACCUGAAGGUACGUGAAACUAACGUAUAGAGCCAACGAAAUGUCUCUUUACCUAAGUUCAUGAACGAGUGGGAGGCAGCGUCACAGGGGUUU